CCUACUUAAGAGUUACGACUACUUAUUUUUAAUGCAUAAUAUUUAUGUAUUUACAAGUUAUCGUGAACUGCUUUGCGGUUCGCGUGCGGUUUAAGUGAACAUUAGUAACCACUUCGCGUGAAGGUUUACGGUUUGCAAAUCAGAAAUAAUAAUGAGAAAUAUAUUUUUUUAGUUUUGUCACUUUUGUGUCUGUGUUUGGAUCUGUUCCGACUGUACAUAUUGCCAUUGCUAUAAUUUGAUUCUUUCGUUUCCGCUGUUUCAAUUUCCGUAAUGAGUCGGACCAGGCCUACAGGUGCUGUGAGGUUGAUCACAUUUGACAUCAUGGGAACGCUGAUGAAGCCUAAACUAAACAUUGGGAAAAUGUAUCUGACCGAAGCCAAGAAAUUGGAGAAUGUUAAGUCAUUCCGUGCAUGUACACCAGCUGCUCUCGACAUGGAAUUUCGCAAAGCCUUUAAACACCAUUGGGCUAACCAUCCUAACUUCGGAUUCAACGAAGGCUUCACCUCCAUGGCAUGGUGGCGAAACGUCGUGCGAGACACUUUUCUGGGUGCGUUGGAACGAACUGGGCAAGGUGGCAUGCGAAGAGAGGCCGAAUUUUACCUACCUGUGUUAGCGGACAAUCUUUUCGGAACCUUCAGCCAUUCGAGAUCGUGGGCUUUUUCUAAAGGAGAUGCGGAUGUUCUGAAAAAGCUACGGCAGCGUUUUACCCUUGGCGUGAUCAGUAAUUUCGAUGAGCGGCUAAUCCAGAUUUUGAACGGUUUCAAAAUUGCUGAUGUGUUCAGUUUCAUCGUAAUCUCCAAGGAAGUUGGCGUGUGCAAGCCAGAUGCCGAGAUAUUUGAUAUUGCUUUGCACCGCGCUGGUUUGCGUGAUCCCGCUGACGCAUUACACGUGGGCGACAAUUUGGAGUUGGAUUACUUGGCCGCUCAACGAGCCGGAUGGCGAUCGGUAUGGUUUCAUCCCGUUCAGCAGCCGAACGACGCAGCACAGGUCCAGUUACCGAUGAGCGACGUAAUUUCCACUAUGGACGAACUACUCACUUUACCGGCAAAAUGGAGCACACCACCAGAUCAGCUGCCUAGCCAUCGGAAUGUUUCAUUUUCAUCAAAUAGUUAAUAAUUUUUACUCCGGUGUGAUACAAGCGUGAAAUGAAACAGAGUUUGAUGUAACAGUAUUUUUGCGGUUUUGCAUGGAGUAUCAGAAUGAAUUUUCAACCUUGCUCUCCCGAACUUGAAUAAUAUGCAUAAAACCUGAAAAUUGUUGGAUGCAUAAU
Molecule: messenger RNA, 1270 nt
Organism: Paramacrobiotus metropolitanus
Lineage: Eukaryota; Metazoa; Tardigrada; Eutardigrada; Parachela; Macrobiotidae
Product: haloacid dehalogenase-like hydrolase domain-containing protein 3
Exons: 3
Coding region: 271-1113 (280 amino acids)
Source: RefSeq, a predicted model, not a curated record